Messenger RNA from Dermacentor silvarum, 1255 nucleotides. RefSeq lists its product as uncharacterized. The transcript has 2 exons. Gene Ontology annotation, biological process: intracellular zinc ion homeostasis; detoxification of zinc ion; zinc ion transmembrane transport. The coding region runs from base 971 to 1255 and encodes 94 amino acids. The record is from RefSeq and is a predicted model, not a curated record. Gene Ontology annotation, cellular component: membrane. Lineage: Eukaryota; Metazoa; Arthropoda; Arachnida; Ixodida; Ixodidae. Gene Ontology annotation, molecular function: zinc ion transmembrane transporter activity.
CUAGAAUGUCUAGUACUUAGAACUAGAACAUUCUAGUACACUGUAGUAGUAGCCUUCUUCGCCAGUUUGCCUCUGUUUGAAGGAUUUGGGUUUCUUGUGGUCGAAGAAAUCUUGUGGUCGGCGUCUUCGGAAUGUUUGGCGACGGCGUAUUCGGUUGAAUGUUCCGACGUCAUUUUCAUGUUGUCUGAUUCUUUCUUUUAGAUUUUUGGUUUCCCCGAUGUACGACGCCGGGCAGUCAGCACAGCUGCGCCGCCCCAGCCGCUCGUCCCACUCGACCGUAUUGCAAGUCGAUGCCAGCGACACGCCCGGAUGGGCCACAGGUUGGCGCUGUAUGAGCGAAUUUUCCAACUGAUGCCUUCUGCUGUGGAUGCGAAGGUCAGUCCUCGUCGGAAUAGGAAUACCGGAUGGCCCAGCCAUCUGACGCUUGGGUGAAGGUUCUCGUCAAGCGACUCCCGCUGCCGAUGCAAAGUGUUCACCGGCUCGAAGGCUGAUCGCGGCGCCCUCGGCGGAGACGUGCCGGCGCAUGAAGGCGCCUCCCACUUUUGCAUCCGUCGACCGGGGUGGACGCCAGCGAAGGCGCAUUUUUGGAGCCUGCGGCGGCGUCGUAACCCAAGCGGAAACGGACGUGUUGGUGCUUGUGGUGGCGAAAUCGUCCAGUGGUGCGGUGCGCAAAGUGGGCUCGGUGAUGUGUGCAAAGAAGCGCAGCCUUUCUCGCGGCGAGUGGUGAUGCGUGCUGCGAUAGGAGUGAGGUGAUAGCGCGGUGGUGACGACCCCAACAAGGCAGCGCCGUGAACCCCGCCGCCCCGAGGGGCUUCCACAAGGCGUCCCGAGGUGAGUCAGCAGUUUCCGCUUGACCUCGGGGGUGGCCGAAGAAGAGUCGCGGUUGCGCACCCUCGCCGGAAGCGCAGUCGUACGCCUUCGCGAGCGGGGUUAUGCACCUUGUCGUCGACCGACGAGCAGCGACAGCGACAUGCUCAAAGCCGACGGCGACUCAGCGGUGGUGCUCCCGGCCAGCAGGAAGCAUGCAGUGAACAGCGGCCAAGAGAUGGGGGGCUGCUGCCACCGGGUGGGGCUUGGGCGCAGGGGCCGGUUGCUGCUCAUGUUUGGCAUGACGACGGCCUUCUUCCUGGUCGAGAUCAUCGUUGGCUAUGUCACCAACUCGAUGGCCCUGGUGGCCGACUCUUUCCACAUGCUCUCCGAUGUCAUAUCGCUCGUCAUUGCCUUCCUCUCCAUCAAGGUGAGGCUGCAUCGAUGA